Messenger RNA from Amoebophrya sp. A120, 487 nucleotides. NCBI's taxonomy places the organism in Eukaryota, Dinophyceae, Syndiniales, Amoebophryaceae. The record is from the annotation of a GenBank genome assembly.
GUGUGCUGCGUGGCCUGCCGGCGCACGCGCGUGCAAUGGUACAAAUUCCCCGCUGCCCCUUCAGGUUUUGUCAAAUGAAGACGAGGCAGAGCGGGGCUCGGUGCUUGGCAAAAACGACAGCAAUCAGCGCGCCGCGACAGAAGAAGAGGUCUACCCGUUUAAGCCGUCGCGCCCCGUAGCCUUUGGCCGGCAACAGGAACAGGCUGCGCCGUCAAGCGCAUCCGCGCGAUUGGCGAACACCCCCGGCGGCUGCGGAGAACAUCGCGAAGAACUGGCGGCCGCGUUAAAUAAUGGCGGAGGCCAAAGACUCAACACUGGAGCACGGAGCAGUGCAGGGCGGCCAUUGUGUCCAGCAAGGCCAUCGGCGAAGGUGCGUGGGUGCGGCAGAAUCUUCCGGAAUCCAGUAGCACCCCGGUCGCGCACGUCCGGGCCGCUCUAUGUUGGCCCAGCCACCUCCCCGCCGCCAGCGCCGCCCCUACGUACCUAG